Molecule: messenger RNA, 2074 nt
Organism: Musa acuminata AAA Group (dessert banana)
Lineage: Eukaryota; Viridiplantae; Streptophyta; Magnoliopsida; Zingiberales; Musaceae
Product: BTB/POZ domain and ankyrin repeat-containing protein NPR5-like
Exons: 2
Coding region: 331-1800 (489 amino acids)
Biological process (GO): plant organ development; regulation of DNA-templated transcription; induced systemic resistance, jasmonic acid mediated signaling pathway
Cellular component (GO): nucleus
Molecular function (GO): protein binding; transcription cis-regulatory region binding
Source: RefSeq, a predicted model, not a curated record
UCCACCACCGCUUUCUCCACCGUCCCAGGGGAAAAAGAUCUCAGCUCACCACCAGCACCCAGGUGGGCAGAUGGGAAGAAGAACAUGAUGAACCAGAAGUAGCAGCCCUGAGACAGCAGCAGCUGCAGGAGAUGAUGGAGAUGUGAAAAGAUUCAGGAGGCAUGCGGUGCUCAUUCUUGUCAUCAGAGCUUCUCCCACUCUUUUCUCUCUCUUUUUGAUCCUGCUCUGCCGAAAAAAGCUCUCUUCAGAACCAUGAUCAGAUAUCUCUGAACCUUAAGCUGGUGAAAGAGAGAGAGAGAGAGAGAGAGAGAGAGAGAGAGAGAGGUGUUGAUGGAGGAGACCCUCAAGGCCCUCUCCUUGGACUACCUCAACCUCCUCAUCAAUGGCCAGGCCUUCAGCGACGUCACCUUCAGCGUGGAGGGCCGGCUGGUACACGCACACCGCUGCAUCCUCGCAGCCCGCAGCCUGUUCUUCCGCAGGUUCUUCUGCGGCACGGACCCCCCGUCGCCGGGGCUGCUGUCGUCGCCCAGGGGGGGCGCCGCGUCCCCCGGGGCCGCCGGAGGCGCCGUCAUCCCCGUGAAUUCGGUCAGCUACGAGGUGUUCCUGCUGAUGCUGCAGUUCCUCUACAGCGGGCAGGUCUCCGUCGUGCCGCAGAAGCACGAGCCCCGCCCCAGUUGCGGCGAGCGCGGAUGCUGGCACACCCACUGCACCGCCGCCGUCGACCUAGCCCUCGACACCCUCACCGCCGCCCGCUCCUUUGGCGUCAAGCAGCUCGAGCAGAUCACCGAGCAAUUGGCCAGCAUGGCCGAGAAGGCGUCGAUCGAAGACGUGAUGAAGGUGCUGAUGGCGUCACGGCAGCAAGACAUGCAGCAGCUCUGGACCACCUGCUCCCACCUCGUGGCCAAGUCGGGCCUCCCAGCGGAGGUGCUCGCGAAGCACCUCCCCAUCGACGUUGUCGCCAGGAUCGAGGAGCUGCGCCUCAAGUCCUCCCUCGCCCGUCGGUCCUCCUUCGUAGCCCACCACCACCAGAUCGACGUUUCCGGCUCCUCUGCGGACCUCGAGGACCACCACCACAAGAUCCGCCGCAUGCGCCGCGCGCUCGACUCCUCUGACGUCGAGCUCGUGAAGCUGAUGGUCAUGGGGGAGGGGCUGAACCUCGAUGACGCGCUCGCCCUCCACUACGCCGUCGAGAACUGUAGCCGGGAGGUCGUCAAGGCUCUUCUGGAACUCGGCGCGGCCGAUGUCAAUUCCCCGGCCGGUCCCACCGGGAAGACGCCACUCCACAUCGCGGCCGAAAUGGUGUGCCCCGAUAUGGUCGCCGUCCUCCUCGACCACCACGCUGACCCCAACGUUCGCACCGUCGACGGCGUCACACCGCUCGACAUACUCCGCACCCUCACCUCCGACUUCCUCUUCAAGGGCGCGGUACCGGGCCUGUCGCACAUCGAGCCCAACAAGCUCCGGCUAUGUCUCGAGCUAGUCCAGUCCGCCGCACUGGUCAUCUCCCGGGAGGAGGCUAAUUGUGGCGGCGGUACUGGUGGUGCUGGAAGCAACCCGACCACGGCCAUCUAUCCCCGAAUGAAUCCAGGAACAAGCGCUUGUGAUGCAAGCAGCUCCACCUCUGGGAUGGUCAACCUUAGCUUGGACUCAAGAAUGGUAUAUCUGAACCUUGGUAUGGCGGCACAAUUUGGAGGCAAGAUGAACGAUGGAGGGGGAGACGGAAGCAGCAGCAGUAGAUCCCAAGGUGGGGGUGGUGGAAUCGGCCCAUCCUCCAUGUACCCUGCUCAUGGCUUCCCAUGACUACAACUGUGUAAGAUCUGAAGGACCAUAUCUACUUCCUUUGCUUACCAAUCUAUAUCACAUUAGUCACAUCAUUCUAUGUUCGAUGUAACACCCAAUGCAAGCCCAGAGAGAGAGAGAGAGAGAGUCACGAACUCAGAGGGAAUGGUAUUCGACAGAGUUUGUUCUUGGAGGAAUAGGGAGAAUGGACAUGUGCAGCUGCACCCAGACAUAGAACUCAAAGAGCUUUCCAUGAUUUUAAAUGUAUUUUUGGGUUUGCUUGGAUUCUUGUAAA